This is a messenger RNA of Linnemannia hyalina, 2832 nucleotides long. NCBI's taxonomy places the organism in Eukaryota, Fungi, Mortierellomycota, Mortierellomycetes, Mortierellales, Mortierellaceae. The record is from the annotation of a GenBank genome assembly.
AUGUCCGACCAUAAAGUGGCCUCGUCCAGGACUCUCCUCUCCCCCUACAACCACUCUUCCUACUCCCAAUCCUCAGAUUCCCUCGUCCACUCUCUCCCCACCCGAAAGAUCUCCAGCAGCAACUUUAUCAAACUGGCACGACAGGCCUCCGACACUGCCUUUCGAAGCGUGGGUCUCAGCCGAAAGCAUUCUGACCACAACCUUCGGGAACAGGCUACUGUUGCUGCUUCGAUGAGUAGCCAUGGUGGUGGAGUGUAUGAACAAAACCCAAAAGUGUACCUCUACCAGCAACAUCAACAACAACAAUAUCUUCACCAGCACGUCAAAACCCGCCUUCAUCAUCAUCCUCUUCGACCACAGGGCGACGAUACAGUUCCUGAAGAGUGGGCCAUGAACAACCAGCUCCUUCACACAGAGUCCUGUUCCUCAGACGACUACUAUGACCCACCGCCCAUUGUGAAGCCGUUUGCGUCGAGAUCGUUGAGGAGAAAUGUCUCUAUGCCCGAUAUGAAGGGCAUAGCAGCAGCUGCUGCUGCUAAUGCUGGCCAAAGCUCUUGUGAGCCCCGUCCUUCAAGAGCCACCUCUCCGCAGCCUUCUGCUACUGGUGCUCGCCAGGUCAACCGUAGUCGUAGUCGUCCACGAGUGGAACCAUCCCAUUUCAUCACCACCGGCAUGGCCAACAACAACAACAACACCAAUUGUGAGCCCGCCGUUGUUACCAGCAACAGCAAUGGUCCAUGCGGGUCUACUAUUAUUUUGCCCAAGAGCACGCCUGUGAGCUCUGGAGACGAAUGUUCCAACAUCCAACGAACACCCUCCCGCCCCCCUCGCAGCCAGAAUCACAUCAGCCCCCACCACAACAACGUCAAAGUGUACCAACAGCAUCAGAACCAGAUCGAACAACAACGACACCAUGAACAACAACGACAGCGACUCCUCACACGCCGUCAAGUCCUGUCUGACGAAUCCCUCCCAGAAUACGGGGAUGCUGUGCUCUCGGUUUCGUGUGUGCUAGAUGGAUCGAACAACAACAACAGCGAUAACAACACUAAUAAUAACUUGAACAGCAAGGAUCUGCCUCCUACGCCUUCAGGCCCACCUCCAUCGUUCUCGCUCCCGACCAGGGGCCGCCGUUGCACAGAGAGCAACAGCGAGACGGAUUCGAUUACUAGUCCGACUGGUUCGUUGGCUCCAGUGAUGUUGCCUGCGAUGGGCACGAGUCUGACGAGGAAUGGGAGUAGUAAUGGAGGGAUUAUCCCGCAGGACGUGUUGCGCAGUAUGGAUCCCAAAGAUGUGCAGAGGGUGGUAUCGUCGGCGGUGAUAGCCAGUCGAGUGUACAAGGUCCUCAACCCCGAGCAGCUCGAAAGCUUAAAGAAGGAACAAGAGGGACUCCAGCAGUUCGUCGAGGCAAUGAAUGUCUCCCUCCACAUCGAAACCCGCAUGCGCGACGCCUCCUCCUCCCUCAUCCGCCUCUACGAGUCCAACCUCAACAUCGACGCCGUCAAGGCCGCCAACAGCCAACUCCACGCCACAACCUUCAAAAUGGACGACAUUGUCCAAAAGUCUCAACAGGCCAUGUGGCGACUCCUGGCCAUCCAGCGACUCCUCCUCCAACAUGAGACCGCGGUCUUGAAUGCCGGGUUGAGACGAUUGGACAAUGAGAACAGGGAUCUUUCGAGGGCUGUUAUGAACUUGGAGACGGCUAGGGGUCAAGAGAAGGAGGAGAAAUUGAAGUGGAAGAAGGAGCACACGAGGCUUAAGGUGCAGAGUAUUCUGUUUACACCUACGUCUCCUAUUACUGCCACUGCUGCAAGUGAGGUUGCGGUGCCGCCUACACCUCAGUUGCAGCUUGUUCAGGAGCAGCUCUCGGCGAUGGAGAACUAUGCCAAGGAGUUGAGUGAGGAUGUGUUGCAGAAAGAUGAGAAGUUGGGUGAGCUCAAGAUUGAGUUGGGUGCUGUCAAGGGUUGGGCGGAUGACUUUGAGGUUUCCCUCCAACAGGCCAAGCAGGAUUCUUGCUCCGAGGUUGCCGCUCCUCUUGCUGAAGAGACGCUUCAGGAACAGUUGAGCCGUCUCCAGUCCACGAUCGAGGCCGACUACAAGGAUUUCCACGUCCAUACUGACGAGCUCCAGGUCAAGGUCGACCUACUCACCGAGGAGAACCUUGCCUUCAUCACCGCCGCCUCCGCUCCUAGCAAGACGUGCGCGUCAGAUGAUGACACCUCCUCAUCUUCUGCCUCUUCUUUGAACUCUUCGCCUCUUGGUCUGACAGAACAGGAACAGCAAGAGCGUCAAGCCCGUCGAUCCUGGCGCAUCCGUGCCGGUUUUUCGUCCUCCCGCGAAAGUAUUCAGCUCCACAAUGUCCUGCGAGAGAGUCUUUGGGAGCUGGAUCGUCAGAUCGAACUCGACGAGCGCCUCAGUGCCUCCUCCUCUUCCAUUUCCAAUUCGUCUUCCGCCUCUUCCUCCUGCCGAAACUCCUCAGCCUCCACAGUCUCCAGCGCAUUCUCUCUCGACAACACCAACACCAACGGUUCCGUUAAACAUGCCGGGAACGAGAGCCCAUUGGUCAUCAGCCGACGCUCCUCCUCCCGCAGUACCGCCUCCGCCUCUUCCCCAUCUUCACCCUGUACCGGGCGAUUGAGCAGGACGAGCAGCACGAGUUCGAGUUCCAAGUUUGGACUUCGGGAGCAGGUCUUGAUGCGGGAUAUGUGUUCUUCGCCGGAGAUUGCUGCACAGGGGUUGGGGUUGGUUGUUGAGUGCGAGGAUGUUGGGGAGGGGUUGGAUACGAUUGUGAAGGAGAUUGGGCAGAUUGUUAUGCACAAGCAGCAGGAGUGA